Molecule: messenger RNA, 3548 nt
Organism: Papaver somniferum (opium poppy)
Lineage: Eukaryota; Viridiplantae; Streptophyta; Magnoliopsida; Ranunculales; Papaveraceae
Product: protein translocase subunit SecA, chloroplastic-like
Exons: 20
Coding region: 137-3187 (1016 amino acids)
Biological process (GO): protein import; protein targeting
Cellular component (GO): membrane
Molecular function (GO): ABC-type protein transporter activity; ATP binding
Source: RefSeq, a predicted model, not a curated record
AAUUUCCAGUCUCUUUUUCCCUCCACAAGACAGAGAUCCCUAGAAUGGGCGAGAGGAGCACUUAGAGAAAUUUGAUCUCCAACACGCGCAAAAUUCUUCCAUUUUGGCGACUGAACUACUGAAUUUUGACCUAAAAAUGGCGGCAAAACAAUGUUUUACAGCAAUUACAGCCCAAAAUUCAUCAGUCUCACCAUUUACUUCAAAAUUUCUUCUCUUCCAAAGCAAUUAUAGCCCUAAAUUCGAAAUCGGUACUUCUUUUUUCGGCGAGAAACCUCGUCAAGUACAAGAAAUUGGGACGAAAAGUACUAAAAUCGCAAGGAAUGGGCGAGGAGUUCGAACAAUGGCAUCAUUGAGUGGUCUAUUCAGUGGAAUUUUCAAAGGGACUGAUACUGGAGAGAAUACAAGGAAACAAUACGCUUCAACUGUUAGUCUGAUUAAUGGUUUAGAAUCAGAAAUUUUUCAACUUACUGAUCUGGAGUUGAGAGAGAGAACAUCAAGUUUGAAGGAGAGAGCUCAACAAGGCCAGUCUUUGGAUUCUCUCUUACCUGAAGCAUUUGCUGUUGUAAGAGAAGCAUCGAAAAGGGUUUUGGGUCUUCGUCCAUUCAAUGUACAGCUUAUAGGUGGAAUGGUACUUCAUAAAGGAGAAAUAGCUGAAAUGAGGACAGGAGAAGGAAAAACACUUGUUGCUAUUUUACCAGCUUACUUAAAUGCACUAAGUGGAAAGGGAGUUCAUGUAGUUACUGUGAAUGAUUAUCUGGCGCGACGUGAUUGUGAGUGGGUUGGUCAAGUUCCUCGGUUUCUUGGAAUGCAGGUUGGGUUAAUACAACAAAAUAUGACAAGUGAACAGAGGAGAGAAAACUACUUAUGUGACAUUACAUACGUCACCAACAGUGAACUUGGUUUUGAUUUCUUGAGAGAGAAUCUUGCCACGACUGUCGAUGAGCUAGUAAUGAGGAAUUUCAAUUUUUGUGUGAUUGAUGAGGUUGAUUCCAUUCUUAUUGAUGAAGCGAGAACUCCACUUAUCAUCUCCGGACCUGCAGAGAAACCGGGCGAGCAGUACUAUAAAGCUGCAAAAUUGGCUGGAGCCUUUGAACGAGAUCUCCACUACACUGUUGAUGAGAAGCAGAAAAGUGUUCUCAUCACAGAACAAGGCUAUGAGGAUGCUGAAGAAAUCUUGGGUGUGAAAGAUCUAUAUGAUCCUCGGGAACAAUGGGCAUCAUACGUUUUGAAUGCAAUCAAAGCAAAAGAACUCUUCCUUAGAGAUGUAAACUACAUUAUCCGGGGCAAAGAGGUCCUUAUUGUGGACGAGUUCACUGGUCGAGUCAUGCAGGGAAGGAGAUGGAGUGAUGGACUACACCAGGCUGUUGAAGCAAAAGAGAACGUGCCCAUUCAAAACGAAACUGUAACACUGGCAUCAAUCAGUUACCAGAAUUUUUUUCUCCAGUUUCCCAAGCUUUGUGGAAUGACUGGUACUGCAGCAACUGAAAGCACAGAAUUUGAGAGUAUAUACAAACUUAAAGUCACAAUUGUUCCUACGAACAAGGCCAUGAUAAGGAAGGACGACUCAGAUGUAGUGUUUAGGUCAACUACUGGAAAAUGGCGGGCAGUUGUCGUAGAGAUUUCUCGAAUGUAUAAAACAGGUCGUCCUGUGCUUGUUGGGACAACUAGUGUUGAACAGAGUGAUUCACUGUCAAAGCAGUUGCAGGAAGCUGGAAUUCCCCAUGAGGUUCUCAAUGCCAAACCAGAGAAUGUAGAGAGGGAAGCAGAAAUUGUAGGGCAAAGUGGUCGUCUUGGUGCGGUAACGAUUGCCACAAACAUGGCAGGUCGUGGAACAGAUAUAAUUCUUGGAGGGAAUUCAGAGUAUAUGGCAAGGCUAAAGCUACGUGAGAUACUCAUGCCAAGAGUUGUUAAGCCAGCAGAAGGAGCGUUCGUGUCUGUCAAGAAGCCUCCCCCAAAAAAGAACUGGAAGGUGAAUGAGAAUUUAUUCCCAUGCAAUCUAUCAAAGCAGAAAAUUACUGCAGCAGAGGAGGCUGUAGAGUUAGCUGUUCAAACAUGGGGCCCAAGGUCGUUGACUGAGUUAGAAGCGGAGGAGCGGCUCUCGUAUUCUUGUGAAAAGGGGCCUAUUCGUGAUGAAGUGAUAGCUAAGCUGCGGGGUGCCUUCAAAGAUAUCAUUGAAGAAUAUAAAAUCUAUACUGAGGAGGAAAGAAAGAAGGUUGUAUUGGCUGGUGGACUUCAUGUGGUAGGGACGGAGCGGCAUGAAUCUCGUCGAAUUGACAAUCAGCUGCGUGGACGAAGUGGACGGCAGGGUGAUCCUGGAAGUUCCCGUUUUUUCCUCAGUCUGGAGGAUAACAUCUUCCGAAUAUUUGGUGGCGACCGGAUUCAGGGUUUGAUGAAAGCUUUCAGAGUUGAAGACUUGCCAAUUGAGUCCCAAAUGUUGACAAAAGCCCUAGAUGAGGCUCAAAGAAAAGUGGAAAACUACUUCUUCGAUAUUAGGAAGCAGUUGUUUGAGUACGAUGAGGUCCUUAACAGUCAAAGAGAUCGUGUAUAUACAGAAAGAAGACGGGCUCUACAAUCUGAAAACCUACAAUCUCUUCUAAUUGAAUACGCUGAACUGACAAUGGAUGACAUCUUAGAAGCUAAUAUUGGGGCUGAUACGCCCAAGGAGAGCUGGGAUUUUGAAAAACUCAUUGCCAAACUUCAACAAUACUGCUAUCUAUUGAAAGAUUUAACUCCAGAGUCAUUAGCAAACAAUGGUUCAAAUUAUGAGGAGUUACGGGCUUACCUUCGUUUGCUUGGUCGUGAAGCUUACUUAAAGAAAAGGGAUAUAGUUGAGGAGGAAUCAGCAGGGUUGAUGAUGGAAGCAGAGAGGUUCCUUAUUUUGAGCAACAUUGAUCGGCUUUGGAAAGAACACUUGCAAGCAAUCAAGUUUGUCCAACAAGCUGUGAGCUUAAGAGGAUAUGCACAACGGGACCCACUGAUCGAGUACAAACUUGAAGGGUACAAUCUCUUCUUGGAGAUGAUGGCUCAAAUCAGAAGAAACGUAAUAUACGCGAUAUACCAGUUCAAACCCGUGAUGGUGAAGGACCCAAAACAAGAACAGAAAGAGAAAGCAAGCAAAUUAACAACUAGUGGAAAGAGUAGCAAAAAGAAUCCAAAUCCAGUAGGUAUUGCAGAGGGAUCCUCCUAGUCGACCGAUUUUAAAGGUUCCCCCAUCCCCUCUAGGUGCUGAGGAGAUCCUUCUACCCUUGCAAUACAGGUUCUCAACGUACUUCUAUAGAAAUUGAAAGGCGGAAAAGUACAAAAAUUGAUAUGCUCCAGUUUUUGUAGAAGAAAAUUUUCUAUGUCUGCAGAUAGAAUGUCGAAAAAUGUAAAAUGAGAAAAUCCAUUUGUUUGCCAUGCCUCUAAAAUGGAACAGACUUGCCUGUUGUAUCAUAUUAUACCACUGCAUCUGAAAAGAAAUGGAUCAUGGAUAUACAUUGUAAAGAAAGCUCUCAUUUACAAGCAGCACAACUAUGGUUUCGCAGUCAAUUACUAUUUACUAUUUAUUA